AUGAGAGACGAGAACAGGGAAAUGAAGCGGAUGCUGCAGCGGCUCUUGGCUAGUUCAGCUACUGAUGACGAGCCAAUGCAACUGCCAGAAAACAUCAGUCUUCCAAUUGGAACAUUCGAGCAAAUGGAUGAGUUUGAAGAGCACAUAUGGAGUUUAACGUCGCCGGCAAAGCCGUCGGAGAAGACGUACAAGGAACUGUGUGAUUUGCUUAGCACUCACCUUAGUCCAAAACCGCUGAUCAUUGCCGAACGUUUUCGAUUUCAUAAACGAAAUCAGGCGACGGGGGAAUGUAUCAAGGACUUAGUAGAGACAUUAAGGAAGAUCGAGGACAUCUUCGCGAAUCUGUCACACGGACAGAAAUACUCGAAACUGGAUCUUCGCCAGGCGUAUCUCCAACUUGAGGUCGACGACGGCAGCAAGGAAUUGUUGACCAUUAACACUCAUCAAGGGCUGUAUCGGUACAACAGAUAUGUGUACGGAAUAUCGUCACUUCCCGCAAUCUGGCAACGCACAAUUGACCAGAUACUUCAAGGAAUACCUGGAGUGCAAUGCAUUCUUGCUGACAUGAUCGUGACAGGGGACAGUGAUCAGUCUCAUUUGGAUAACCUCGAGAAAGUGCUUUGUCGUUUGAACGAGUUUGGUUUAAAACUAAACAAAGACAAAUGUGUGUUCUUUGAGGAUAGAGUUACGUAUUGUGGACACGAGAUCGACAAAGAUGGAUUAUCGAAGUGUAAUGACAAUGUGCAGGCUGUGAUUGACACACCCACACCUAAAGAUCCAUCCGGAAAUUGUAAAGAUGAAAGGACUAGCUCGGAGCUAUGUCUGGUGGCCGGGGAUUGA
Messenger RNA from Dreissena polymorpha, 840 nucleotides. RefSeq lists its product as uncharacterized. The record is from RefSeq and is a predicted model, not a curated record. Bases 1 to 840 code for a protein of 279 amino acids. The transcript has 4 exons. NCBI's taxonomy places the organism in Eukaryota, Metazoa, Mollusca, Bivalvia, Myida, Dreissenidae.